GCCCCGCCCUUUCUCCGGAGCCACGCCCCCUCACCGCCCUCACACAGGAGAGCGAUGAGGCAAAGCAGCGGUGCUUUGGUUAACGCCGCUGCGGCGACGACGACAACGACGACGACGGGCCCUCCGUGAGGAAUGAGACCCCCAUGUUUCCCCGAGGAGCCCCCGCGGCUGUGAGGAGGCCGGGAAGGAGCGGCGUCCCGGCUCCGGAGGCUGAAAGGAAAGGGAGCGUUCUCUGCGGCGGAGGCGCCUUCUUCUUCUCCUCUCAGGAGCAACCGGAACCAGGAAAACGGCUGGGAUUUAAUUGCUGAGGGAUAGAGAUAGCCUGAAGGAGAAGGAAAGGCCAAACAAAGUGUGGGGGCGUCUUUUGCGGCCCUCUCUCCCCUCCUUUUCAAACUUCCCACAGGAAUAAGGAAAGGACUUGGUGCUCUAAAACAAACCUUGGAGACUUUGGAUCUACAAACAUCAAGUGACCUCCGUCCUUCCUUCCCUCUGGAUUUCCUUGGGGUGGUUCAACUUGGAGAGGACAUCCAUAUAUCCCAAUAGCAAAAAAAAACAUUGUUGGGAAACUUGUAGAUCCCAGAUGGCCAAUUCCCUCAACGGCCGGAACCCAGGUGGCCGAGGAGGAAACCCCCGCAAAGGGCGUAUUCUGGGCUUCAUUGAUGCUAUUCAGGAUGCAGUUGGCCCUCCGAAGCAAGCAGCUGCUGAUCGCAGGACUGUGGAAAAAACUUGGAAAUUAAUGGACAAAGUGGUAAGAUUGUGUCAGAAUCCCAAACUUCAGUUGAAGAACAGCCCACCUUAUAUACUUGAUAUUUUACCAGACACCUAUCAGCAUUUGCGACUUAUAUUGAGCAAGUAUGAUGACAACCAGAAACUUGCACAGCUCAGUGAAAAUGAGUAUUUUAAGAUAUAUAUUGACAGUCUCAUGAAAAAGUCAAAACGGGCUAUAAGACUAUUUAAAGAGGGGAAAGAGAGGAUGUAUGAGGAGCAGUCACAGGACAGGCGAAACCUCACAAAACUAUCACUCAUCUUUAGCCACAUGCUUGCAGAAAUCAAGGCAGUCUUUCCUAAUGGUCAGUUCCAAGGUGACAACUUUCGUAUCACAAAAGCAGAUGCUGCUGAAUUCUGGAAAAAGUUCUUUGGAGAAAAGACCAUAGUGCCUUGGAAAGUGUUUCGGCAGUGUCUACAUGAAGUACAUCAGAUAAGUUCUGGUUUGGAAGCAAUGGCUUUGAAAUCUACCAUUGAUUUAACUUGCAAUGACUACAUUUCAAUUUUUGAAUUUGAUAUCUUCACAAGAUUAUUUCAGCCUUGGAAUUCAAUAUUAAGAAACUGGAACUUCUUAGCUGUGACACAUCCUGGAUAUAUGGCAUUUCUGACCUAUGAUGAAGUUAAAGCACGGUUACAGAAAUACAGCACCAAACCAGGAAGCUAUAUUUUCAGACUAAGUUGUACUCGGUUAGGGCAGUGGGCCAUUGGAUAUGUCACUGGUGAUGGAAAUAUUUUACAGACUAUACCUCACAAUAAGCCUUUAUUUCAAGCUCUGAUUGAUGGCAGCCGGGAAGGAUUCUAUCUCUACCCAGAUGGACGGAGUUAUAAUCCUGAUUUGACAGGACUCUGUGAGCCAACCCCACAUGAUCACAUAAAAGUUACACAGGAACAAUAUGAGUUGUAUUGUGAAAUGGGUUCCACAUUCCAACUUUGUAAAAUUUGUGCCGAAAAUGAUAAAGAUGUGAAGAUUGAACCUUGUGGGCAUCUGAUGUGUACAUCUUGCCUUACAGCAUGGCAGGAGUCUGAUGGCCAAGGAUGUCCUUUCUGUCGCUGUGAAAUCAAAGGGACGGAACCCAUUAUUGUAGAUCCCUUUGAUCCCAGGGAUGAGAACAUACGGUGCUGCAGCAUCAUGGAUAGUUUUGGUAUCCCCAUGCUUGAUUUGGAUGAUGAUGAUGAUAGAGAAGAAUGUUUAAUGAUGAAUCGAUUGGCAUCUGUGCGAAAGUGUAAUGAAAGGCAGAAUUCACCUGUGACAUCCCCUGGAUCUUCUCCACUAUCUCAAAGAAGAAAACCACUUCCUGAUCCCCUACAAGGGCCCCAUCUUAGCCUUCCACCAGUGCCUCCUCGACUAGAUCUAAUUCAGAAGGGAGUUGCUCGAUCUCCUUGUGCCAGCCCUGCUAGUUCACCAAAGUCUUCUCCAUGUAUGAUGAGGAAACAAGAUAAGCCUCUUCCUGCACCACCACCACCCAUACGGGAUCCUCCUCCACCUCCACCAGAAAGGCCUCCUCCCAUUCCACCAGAUAACCGGUUAAAUAGACACUUGCAUCACCCUGAAAGUGUGCCUUGCAGAGACCAGCCUAUGCCACUUGAAGCCUGGUGUCCCAGAGAAGUUUGUGGGACUAAUCAAAUAGUGGGAUGUCGAAUAGCUGGGAGUGAUGGUUCUCCCAAACUUGGACUCACUGCAAGUUCAAAUAUGAAUGGAAGGCAUUGUCGAAUGGGUUCUGAUCCAAUAUUUCUGAGAAAGCAUAGACGUCAUGAUUUGGCUCUUGAAAAUGCCAAGCUAUUUUCAAACGGCCAUCUAACUAAUGAGGAAUAUGAUGUCCCGCCCCGACUUGCAUCCCCUCCUCCAGUUGCAUCAGUCAUGCUGAAUAUGAAGUCAUCUGUUCCUCUUAUUAAUUCCCUUCCUGAAAAACCAAGGGAAAAUGUAGAAGAAGAUGAGUACAAGAUACCUUCAUCCCAUCCUGUCUCUUUGACCUCACAGUCACCUCAGUGUUAUAAUAUAAAACCUCAUAUUCGGGUAUGUGAGAAUGGUCAAUGCUCUGGAAUAAUUAGUGAAACUCACAGUGCUGCCUCCGAGAUGAAACGAUUGAAACAGCCAGAAAUGGAAGAAGCCUUUGAGUCGACUGUCUCAAUACCUUUACCACCGGUACGGCCUCCUGUGAGAGAAAAUAUGAAACAUGGCGCAGUACUCAACAGGACUCCUUCUGAUUACGAUCUGCUGGUACACCCUCCAGGUGACAGUGCAUCUGACAAUACUCCACCCUCACUUCCUCCGCCGCCACCCCCUGCCCGCCACAGCCUCAUUGAGCAAACGAAGCCACUUGUUGCAGGAAGUAGGCCUCUAUCUGGACAUGAACUAUAUCUUCCUCCUGCUGAUCUUUUCUUUGAUCCUGUAAAUGGCUUAGUUCCAUUGCCACCUGUUCGAAGAUUAACUGGUGACAGUAUGAAAACUCACCGAUUAUCCCAAGACUAUGACCAGCUUCCCUCUUGUUCAGAUGGUUCACAAGCACCAGCCAGACCUCCUAAACCUCUUCCUCGCAGGACUGCCCCAGAAAUACACCAUAGGAAGGCACAUCAUUCUGACUCAUCUAUAGAAAGUGUUGAUGCAAAAAUUGCAAAACUUAUGGGAGAAGGCUAUUCAUUUGAAGAAGUGAAGCGGGCACUUGAAAUUGCCCAAAAUAAUCUUGAUGUAGCACGGAGCAUCCUGAGAGAGUUUGCUUGUUUUCCUCCAGCAAUUUCCCAGCGUUUGAACCUAUAGCAGUAUGGAAAACAUUAUGUCCCGCCAAGUCUCCAAACGUGGGCAUGUGAAUAUGAGAAGUAAUGUGGAAGUGUGAAGUUGAAGUUCGAAAACGAUGUUCUUCUCUAGGCGUCUUUGAAGAGCUGAGAUGCAGCAGAAUUUUUUUUCAAGAGUAAGAUAGCUGCUCAGUCCAAGAUAUAAGUGGAUUGAAUUUUAUGUAUUUUUGCUAGCCAUACUUAUGAAUCAGGGUUGAACUGACAAAUAAUUUAAAGUUUACUUGCCAUGAGCUUUUAAUCUGUGAAAUGCUUUUUUCAUGUUUACAAGGUGGCGAGUGACCAUUUCCAAGCUGAUAGUCCUCCUGUGUUCUUGUUCAUGUUUUUCUGGCACUUCUUACUGUUUUUGUAGUAGAUUGUCCCAUCAAAUAAGUCAGUUAUUUCUUCCUCCGUGUAUACACUCCAUUUUGAUUUUUCAGAAGUCUUUGAUUUUUUAAAAAAAUUACAGCAUCUUGCAAAUGCAAGAAAAUGUGGCCUUCAUUGCUGAUUCCACCCCCCUCCAGUAAAUCUUUGCUAUUUAGAAAAUGAAGUAAAUGUACAUUGCAUUGUUUUGUCUUUGAUCCAUCUUUUAAAAAGGCAUUUUGACCGCAAUGUUCAGUAUCUUUUCUUUGAUGUGUGGCUGAUAAGAUUUAACAUCUAGAUGGCUUCAGUAAGAAAAUUAACAUUCAUAGUGUUAAAUUGCAUAAUAAUAUCCCAAAAUGUAAAUCAUUUCUGGAGCUUCUGUUAAAAAUACAGCUGUAUGUGUUUUAAAAUUAGCCUUUGAUUCCAUAAUGAACUUGAAAGGUCCCUAUGUUGUUCACACCUUCAAUAUCAUGAGGCAUGACAAAUAGAUCCAUCAUUCUGAAUUAUAUUAGCAGUGAUCAGGUAAAUUAUACUCCUGUCUUCUGAAAAGCGAAAUGCAGUUAAUUUCCUGUGUGGAUGGUUAUCCUCUGAUUCAUCACCACUUUAGGGGACAAGUUCAUUUUAACAGAGGAGCUUUCAAUCUUUCCAUUGUUGAGCUCUAAGGCUAUCGCAGCAAUAUUUUUGCAAAGCUUCUCAUAAAUUCACAUUCGUACCUGUAUAUCCAAUGCCCAGAUCAACGUAUAGCAUCUAUCUGCAUUCUUGGAGAUAACAUAUCUUGUUGCCUGAAAUUCAUACGAGCAGAUUAUACUGUCACUUUCUGAAGCACAAGCUAAAUCAAGAAUCCCAACUUCUUAAAUACAUUGUUCUGAUUAAAUUCCAGAUUAAUUCUAUGUAUACUCCCCCAGGUCCAAACCAAAUUCCUGAUUUUCUUUCAUACCUCCUUGCUGAAAUUGCAGACCUGAUGUUGACAGUGUGCUGAAUACCCAAGUGUGUGUACUCAAAGGCUCCCCCCCCCUUUUUUUUUUUUUGGUUCCUUUUAGUAUCUGCAAACACUAUUCAUGACACUGCUGUGCAGAAUACUCACUUGCUGUAUUCUGUCUUGUUGAGAUUUUGAGUUUGAACAUUUCACUGGACAGGCUAAGAUAUAUGUCACAAAACUACCCGAAUGCUGUCAAACCCUAUACAAUAAAGUAUGUUUUUAAGGACAUUUUUUUAAAAAAUAAGAGUUUGUUUUACCCCUAAGUGGACUAGGAGGCCUCCAGACACACUGGAAAUCAUCCCCUCUACACACCAAAUUCACCAAAAGAGAAACAGCCCUUGAGCGCCAUAUCUGGCCUAUAGGCCACAAUUUACCUGCCCAUGUACAGUUGAUUGAGAGAGUAAUGUUGAGCAAUAGCAAUUAACUAUCAUGUUCUCGUGAAGGCUCAUAUCAAUAUUAAAUCCAGGAGACCUUUUAAAGAGUUCAGUUUUAAACCUCUCUUUCAUAUAAAAACCUAAUUAACGUUCUUCUACAUUAGAGCCUGUAGCUUUUUAAAUUAACACUUCAAUUAAAUUCCUCCACCUGUUAACAUUAUUUAUGGUGUUAAAGGUACUCCCAAUAGAAUAGAAUAUCCAGUUGCAUUGAAGGAAAAUAAUUGUUUUUUUCCCCUUUUUUAAUAUAAAUAAAGGCAUUUAGGAAAAGCACCAGUUCAAUUUUCAUGAAUGGCACAAACUGAGAACUUAUAUAUUAUUUUGGGUUAUUAGGAUAGGUUUAGACAAUUUUCAGAAGAUACAGGCCUGUGAAAAUGCUAUGCUAGUACAGGUUGAGCAUCCCUAAUCUGAAAUAAUUUGCUGCCAGCCACCCGUUUCCGCCUUUGAGGUAGUAGCAACACACUUGCCUUGUUCAUUUGCAAUGGGGAUACAAGUAGAUAGUUGGCUCCCAUAAGAUAUCCAGUACAGUACUGCAAAAAAUCCUCUCCAAAUAUUAUAUCUUACUUUCUCAGGCUCCAGCUUCGUGUCUCAUACACAUCACAAGUAGCAAACAAUCAAGACAUGAAGAUCUUUGUAAUGGUGGGUGGUAUACAUAGCCAGAUAUCUGUUAUGUAUGUGCAAAUAUUCUGAAAUCUGUAACACUUUUGAUCCCAAGCAUUUCAGAGGAAGGAUGCACAACCUGUUUAUGUCAAUACCAUCAUGAUACAUCCAGUCUGUGUCUUAAGAUGAAUCCAGGAUCAUUGAACAGGUUGCAAGGGCUUCAUAUUGCAGUGAAGCAUGUUCACACAAAAUUUCCACUGUUUUUAAGGUUAUCCAAUGGAAUGGUCCUCAGAGACAUUUUAUAAAAAAAACGAAGUAUAAUUAAACGUCCUUUCAAGGAUCACUUAAUGCACACAAAUUUGCAGCCUUAAAAAUCAAUGACAAUAAUCUUAUUUUCUACGUAGUGUCUACAUUUCCACAAGGGCUUGUAUGUUCGUUCACCCAUUGAAUUAAAGUGAACAGUACUGUGAUAACAUAUUUUUCAAAUGAAGCAUUUUGGUGGAAUACUUACUUUCUUACUAGUUUUGAGCUAUGAUUAUGUUUCCAGCCCCACAAUUCUUGAGAAUUUCAAAGAUUUCAGCAUAUUAUCAACUCCUAUUUUGCCUUCAUUAGUGUGAAACUAUUCCAGAACUGGUGAAGCAGAUGGUGGAACAUAUCAAUAACAAAGAUACCUUCCAACAGUGUGAAAAAUGUCUGGUGUUUGUUAAAAUAAAUGAGCUGCCAUUUCUGUGGCCUGAAUCUAUGCCCUUAAAUAGCCGCUAGUCUGAUGCCAGUGUUGUAGUAUCAUAAAUGUUUGUCCAAUGAUUCAUAAUGUGAAUUUAUUUUGUACCAGCAUUCUUCUGUUGUUUAUAUUUGUUUCUCAUAUUCCGGCUUGAAGCUUUACUUUGCACUGACCUGGAAAAUGUUUUAAUUUGUGUCUUAAAGCUUGACAAAUUUGGAAGCAGACAAAUGUUUUAAAUCAGGUACUGCCUGUUGACCUGGAAGAUAGAGCUUCUAGGACUGGUUUCUUGAGCGGACUGCAAUAGGUUUUUUUGUUUUGUUAUUGAAGGUGUAUCUUCUUAAAAAACUAUUUUAUCUGAAAAUGCCUUUUAUAAACUUGUCUAAUGUGGCAGACAUAGUGAUGUGAUCAAUUUAUAUUUUAUUCAGCAUUCUUUUUCAAUUCUGAAGAUUAUGUAACCUCAAUUUACUUUUAUCUGUUCUUGUAAAGUAUUUUAUAAAAAUUAAUGUUAACAGAA
Molecule: messenger RNA, 7139 nt
Organism: Anolis sagrei ordinatus
Lineage: Eukaryota; Metazoa; Chordata; Lepidosauria; Squamata; Anolidae
Gene: CBLB
Product: Cbl proto-oncogene B
Biological process (GO): negative regulation of epidermal growth factor-activated receptor activity; cell surface receptor signaling pathway
Cellular component (GO): membrane raft; plasma membrane
Molecular function (GO): calcium ion binding; receptor tyrosine kinase binding; SH3 domain binding
Source: RefSeq, a predicted model, not a curated record